Messenger RNA from Pseudozyma flocculosa PF-1, 567 nucleotides. RefSeq lists its product as uncharacterized. NCBI's taxonomy places the organism in Eukaryota, Fungi, Basidiomycota, Ustilaginomycetes, Ustilaginales, Ustilaginaceae. Bases 1 to 567 code for a protein of 188 amino acids. The record is from RefSeq and is a predicted model, not a curated record. The transcript has 2 exons.
AUGAAGUACUUGCUGCUCAUCCUUGCCGUCCUGCAAGUCGCCUUGCUGGCCCGCGCACAGCAGGCCCCGCUGGACGCCGUUUCCUGGGAGGUGCCUUACAAGCACGAGUGGUUCUUCGUUCAGUACAACCAUACCACCAGCCAGGCGGAGCUCUGCAGCACCCGACCUUCCACUCUCAGUAGCCAGGGGCAGAGACCUCUCAACAUUUCCUGCAGGCCCGGGAUUGAUUGCUACGUGGUGCCUUCCGACCUCUGCAACACGGGCAUGUGGAAGGAUACAUGCGUCUUGAGCGCCCAGGUCUACCAUGUCGUCAGGCACUGGCGCUGGAUGAUGUGUCGCUUUGCGAAGAUCUCGUCGUUCGACUACAACCAGAUCCCGCAGAGCCUGAUUGCCUCGUUGACCGCCACGGACGCCAGCGGAGACGGCAGCGCUGGCCUUAUGAUUCCAGUGAUCUUCAAGGACUUGAAAGGCAAAGUUACGGGGCAGGGGGAGAAGUACUGGCCGCUCCCGAAGCACCAGGUGGGCACUCCGCCUCUGCCUUGGAACGACAAGGGCGCAUCCUCUUGA